Penicillium paradoxum is the source of this 1818-nucleotide messenger RNA. Its product is annotated as fungal specific transcription factor domain-containing protein. The coding region runs from base 1 to 1818 and encodes 605 amino acids. The transcript is spliced from 5 exons. The record is from RefSeq and is a predicted model, not a curated record. Lineage: Eukaryota; Fungi; Ascomycota; Eurotiomycetes; Eurotiales; Aspergillaceae. Gene Ontology annotation, cellular component: nucleus.
AUGAAGGGUCAGCGUACUCUCACAAGGUGGCGAUCCAGUUCAAAUCAGCCAUCUUCGCUUGCUAUCCCCGAUGCUUCGUCCUCCCAGGUUCCAGUGGUUCCACCUCCGGAGAACCUUUCAAUCGGAAAUGGAUCAUCUAAAGUGCCAGAUGCCGAACUUUAUCUCAUGUUUUGUAACGCCCAGCCCCUCCUCUUAUUUCCUCACAGGUCCUCUGUGGCUUCCCUGAAGAUGCGGGAUCCUGAGCUCCUCCUGGCCAUUGAAGCUCUUGGGGUCCGUUUCAAAAAGCAAGGAGUCAAUGACAAGGACGUCCAGCUUGAGAUCAAGAGAAAAACAGAAAGGGCUUCUCAGAUCGUCAUGAUGCGUUUAGCAUCAGGUACUGUGGAACUGUCCACAAUUCAGACUCUUUGCCUCCUCAGCAUGCUGGAAUUUACAGCGGGACAUGUCAUUCGCGCAGGCUCGUAUACCAGACUGGCCACAUAUUUCAUGAGAAAUCUCAGAGUAAAUGGUCUAGAGUCCAUAAGCAAUUUAGAAACCGAACGGGAUGAACGCAAGCUCUGCCAUGUAAGCCUCGUCAUGCUUCGAAACCUUCAAGGAUGUCUACCAUCACAUACAGGGGUCGGGUUGGAUUCCCUUGCAGAGACUGGCAAGCUCCUCUCUCCUUUGGGAUCGACAAUGAUUGGCAAAGACCAUGCUCGUGGUAACAUCGGUGACUCUAAACCAGACAUUGGAAUCAAUGGUAGCAGCGUUUACACGAGUGAGUUGUGGGCGAUGGCAUGUAAUUAUGCCGCUAGUCAUGUGGGUGUCGACGCCCAUCCCCCAUGGUCUCCGAACUCUGAUUACACUAUGAUAAAUUUCCGACAUUGUGAGCACGAGAGUCUCAUGCCAUUGAGAUUCCGGCUCCAUGCAAGUCGCUUCCAGGAUCAUCCGCCCGCCGAGCUCCAGGCCCGUCGCGACUAUUGGAGCCCAUGGCUGUUCUUCCAAUUAGUCUGGCAUGCUGUACCUUGUCUGGUGAACCACCCAUUCCUACUCUCCAUGCGGCUUCGCAACUUCCGGAGGACGAUGCCUCAGUCAUUUCUCCGCAAUUCCUUUGAGCAGCUGACAUUCCACUCGGGCUGGGUUGUUCAUUUCCUCGAGCUUAUCGAGAUGAAGAACUUCGAGGUCUCCGACCCAACGAUAGGACACUGUGUAGCGAUCGUUGCUACUAUCUACCUUCAACAUAGCUUUGUUGAGGACCAAUCCUUCAACAGAAAGGCGCAAACCGGAUUUGAGAAAUGCCUCAGAUUCCUGCGUAACAUGGGUCAUAGGUGGCCGCACAUCGAUCGCCAGGCUCAUCAACUACAACAACUCCGCGAUAGCGUAUCUUCCGGGGGCCUCAUGACAGACAAUAGCACUCCAGGAGGAACAAACUCUCGUCAGAAAUGGUCUGUGAACUUGCAGCUAUUGUGGAAGAUCUUAGUCUAUGCGCAUGCAAGCAAUACAUCAGAUCCCGCAAGCGAUAUCUUCGGCCCGGAACUUGCCAAAGACAGUGUUGGAUUCUCCGGGGAGCCUCCUGCAGGCGCUAUCCCCGAACGUGACUUUUCUUUGAUUGGGUCUGCCGGAAUCUCAGGCCAUAAGACGGUAGCUCCUGAGUGUGUCACCUACCCACCGGAACAGACUGAGGAUCUGAUGCAGGGCCCGAGUCAGACUUCACCGACGAUGGGUUUUGGAGGGCUUCCAGGGGACACUCAGAUGGACUUUAGCGGUGGUGACACAUUGUUACUGCAACUUCAAGAUUAUGGGAGGGCAUUCGAAGAUUGGCUGAGUGUUCAUCCAACAUGA